This is a messenger RNA of Osmia bicornis bicornis, 4897 nucleotides long. RefSeq names its product chitin synthase chs-2-like. Bases 204 to 4649 code for a protein of 1481 amino acids. Gene Ontology annotation, cellular component: cell septum; cell periphery. Gene Ontology annotation, molecular function: chitin synthase activity. The transcript has 19 exons. The record is from RefSeq and is a predicted model, not a curated record. NCBI's taxonomy places the organism in Eukaryota, Metazoa, Arthropoda, Insecta, Hymenoptera, Megachilidae.
AAAAGGCUUAAAGAAAACUGAACGAUGUUUUAGAAACUAUUUUUAUUUCCUAAUCAUACAUGUUCCUAUUUUCUGCUUCUGUAAAUACGAGAUAAUAUUUUCGACAAGGUAGAAAUCUUAUCAGUUUUAUCGAUAUUACUUAAUACACCGAUGAAAAUUUCGGGAAUCGAUGAAACUUUUCGUUAUCAUUUUUCUUUCCCAACAUGUCAAAGCUCGAAGGAGAAGCUUUAAAUACACCUUCGUUUAUUCACUUUCAAAAUUAUAACGAUCCUUUCUUUGAACCUGAAGAUGAAAAUACAACGCAAAAUAAUUCUCCAGAAGAACCCCUUCCAUGGGAUGCAUUUAAUUGUAUCCCAAUUAAAAAGAAGAGCGAAUCAAUGCACACUAAGAAAUUUUUAGAUAAUUUAAUACGCAUUAUUAAAAUACUUAUAUAUGGCAUCCUUUUCUGCACUGUCUUGUGUAGUGCUUUAAUUGCUAAAUUAAUAGUUCUUUUUGCUGUGUCACAACUUCAAGAGGAAAAAUCUACAAAGUUUUGUGAUUAUUAUAGAAGAUACGAGGAGGACUUGUUGGUACAGAACUCUAUAAGAGGCAGGGUAAUUUGGACAUGGCAUAUCAUUUUUAUGUUUCUUAUACCAGAAUGUUUUACCAUGAUGUAUGCAAUUUGGUAUUAUCUCUUUAAAAAAAAAGUAAAAAUGCCCAAAAAACAAAGUAUGGCACUUCUUUUUUUUCUGGAAACAAUUCAUUCAAGUGGCUUAGCAGUUUUAAUUUUUUACUGUUUUCCACAAAUUAAUUCCAUUGAUGCUGCUGCAAUUUCCAACUGUAUUUUCUUCAUUCCUGCCUUAUUAAAUUUAUUUUCUCAAAGUGAGAGGUAUCCAAUUACAAGUAAAAUGUUUAUAUUAGUAUUAGCAUGUAAUAUUUUAGCAUUACUUGCCCAAGGUUGUGGACUAUUUUUACAGUCAUUUUUAAAUUAUAAGUCGUAUGAUCCUUUGAUUUGGAUUCUUCCUACAGCUCUUGUGUUAUCUUCUUGUCGGUGGUGGGGCAAUUAUAUAUCUCACUACACUUGUGGUUUCAUUGCGAUGUUAGUAACAACAAAAGUGGAUUUGAAAAAUAAUUAUCAUAUAUUACAAGGAUAUAUAGCAUUCUGGCGAAGCUUAAUUUUUAUUUUAAGUGCUGCUGUGAUUUCAGCUUUUAAGAAUAUUGAAAUUCACGAAUUUUUUAUGUGGGAAAGAGAGUAUGGAAUUUCACUAAUUUCCACUUCAAAUACCUUUCAUAUUAAUAACAACACUGAAGUAGCUUAUUUGACUGCAUAUACUUCUGCUCCUUUAGGUGCCUUUUUGUUGCAAACUUUCUGUGUUUUUCUCACAUAUGAAGCAGCAAAAUUUGCAUACAAAACUCAAAUGCAUAAGUUUGGCUUUGCUUUCCCAAUCAGCUUAGUUACUCCAGGAACUAUACUUUUAAUAACGGUGCUCUGUAUUGUGAGAGAAAGGGAUACAUGUGUUUUCCAUAAGUUUAUACCAGAUUAUCUAUUUUUAAAAGAGCCUAAAUAUGAUAAUAUCUCAGAAUUUCUGUUUAAUUGGCGUGUUUGGUGUUGGAUAUCAUGGUGGUUAUCACAAAUUUGGAUCACAAUACAACUCUGGCUAGGCGAAAAUGAAAAACUUGCUGCUGCAGAUAAGAUCUUUUAUAAUCGAACUUAUGAUUCACUUAUGAUUGACCAAUUUAUAGGAUUAAAUAAGAGGAGACAUGAAAGUUAUGGUAUUAUUAAAGAAAAAGUAUUAUCAAACUCCAAUGAAGAAUUUGAGAUUGGUAGCUCUAAAGACAAUACAAAUAAUAAACAAAAUGCUUGUAUUACUCAAAUUUAUGCUUGUGCAACUAUGUGGCAUGAAGACAAGGACGAAAUGAAUGAAUUGAUUGGAAGUAUCUUAAGACUGGACAGAGAUCAAUGUGCUAUGAAAGUUACACAAAAAUAUUAUAAAAUUGCAAUCCGAGAUUAUUACGAACUUGAAACACAUAUAUUCUUUGAUGAUGCAUUCUGUUGCAUGCAUGGCUGUUCAGGAUCUUGUGAUCACAAUGAAAAUGAAACACAAAUAAAUCAAUAUGUAGCCACGUUUGUGGAAACUAUAAAAGAAAAUAUAAAAAAUCUUGACAUGCCUUCUUUACCACCAAUUAAAUGUCCAACACCUUAUGGUGGUCAGCUAAUUUGGAAGUUACCUGGAAAAACAGACUUGACUGUACAUCUUAAGGAUAAGAACAAAAUAAGACAUAGAAAACGAUGGAGCCAGGUCAUGUAUAUGUAUUAUCUUCUUGGUUAUCGCUUAAUGGGUUCAUCAAUAGAUGUUGAUACUAAGGAAUUAAUAGCAGAAAAUACUUAUAUUUUAACACUGGAUGGAGACAUUGAUUUUCAUCCAAAAGCUGUUAAAUCAUUAUUAGACUUAAUGAACAAAAAUAAGGACUUAGGUGCAGUUUGUGGAAGAAUACAUCCAGUAGGAAAAGGUCCUGUUAUUUGGUUUCAAAAAUUUGAAUACGCAAUUGGACACUGGCUUCAAAAAUCAACAGAACAUGUAACAGGUUCUGUUCUCUGUAGUCCAGGUUGUUUUUCCCUUUUUAGAGCAAAAGCUUUAAUGCAAAAUAAUGUCUUAGCAAAAUAUGCAACUAAAUCAACAGAACCCAAACACUAUAUCCAGUAUGAUCAAGGAGAAGAUAGAUGGCUUUGUACAUUGCUUUUACAAGCUGGUAGUAAAGUAGAAUAUUGUGCAGCUGGCGAGGCUUAUACACAUGCUCCAGAAUCAUUUAAUGAAUUUUAUGUUCAACGUCGACGAUGGAUUCCAUCAACUAUGGCUAAUACCUUUGAUUUAUUAAAUACUUCAAAGGAAACCAGAAAAGCAAACGAUAACAUAUCAUUAUUGUACAUAGUUUAUCAGUGGAUUUUAACAGGUAGCACCAUUAUAGGACCAUCUUUUAUUUAUUUAAUGAUAUCUGGUGCAUUUGUUACUUCUUUUCAAAUCGAUAACUGGUCAAGUUUCUGGUAUAAUCUGAUUCCAAUUGUUGUUUUUUUGUUUGUCUGUUUCUUUUUCGAUGUACGCAUUCAGCUCAUAGUAGCUGAGGCUAUCACUCUUAUAUAUGGUUUAGUAAUGAUUAUUGUAAUGGUUGGAAUAAUGAUUCAAAUAGCAGCAGAUGGAUAUUUUGCACCUAAUACUGUUCUGUUUUUUGUUGUAAUCAGUCAGUUUAUAUUGGCAGCUUUUCUCCAUCCAAAAGAAAUAUCAUGUCUACCUAAUGCAAUCUUUUAUUAUAUUACUGUACCAUCAAUGUAUAUGUUACUCAUCAUUUUUGCUAUCUUCAACCUUCAUAAUAUUACGUGGGGUACCAGAGAGUCUAAAGUGCAACAGACACAGCAACAAAAUAUGACAAAUAAAUCACAAUCUGAACAGGACAAUGAAAAUACUGACAAUGAAUCCAAAUUUUCCUUAAGUAAAUUAUUCAAAUGUAACUUUAGUACUUACAAAAGUUCAGAAAAAGAAGAGAAAUAUUUAACAGCUAUUUAUAACUCUAUAAAUGAAAUUAACAUUCGUUUAAAACAGAUAGAAAGCAACUACAAACUUAACAAUACAACAGAGGAAAUCGUUGAAGAGAAAAAAGUGGAAGGAAAUAAACCAUUCGAUGAACAAUCAGCAGUUACAGAAAAUUCAAAUGCAAGCACAGAUUCUGAAAGUGAAGUUUUAAAAGAAAUACAUUUUAAUCAGCCUCACGAAUAUUCGAAUUAUUUGAUAAAUCCUCAUUGGCUGCAAGAUGAACGUUUAAAAUAUGGGACAGUAGACUUUCUUCCCACGUUAGAAGAAGAAUUUUGGACACUGCUAAUUCAAAAGUAUUUACAUCCUAUUGAAAAAGAUCCGAAAAAAGAAAAAGAAAUUGCUAAAGGUUUGAUACGUAUACGUAAUCACAGUCUCGUAAAAUUUUUUAUGAUAAAUACACUAUUUGUGGUAGCAAUUUUUUUAUUGCAACUUAAUAAAAAUACUCUGUAUCUUCAAUGGCCUUUUGCUAUUGAGUACAAUAUCUCUUAUGUUGAAAAUUACGAAGUACAUGUAAAUAGAAAUUAUAUGCAUUUAGAACCAAUUGGAUGUCUUUUUAUUAUUGCAUUCGUUUUUAUAUUGUUUGUCCAAUUUCUAGCUAUGUUGGCACACAGAUUCAAUACCUUUUCUCACAUACUAGCUAAUAUGAAGCUAUAUCUACCAUGUUGUAAUAAGGAGAAACAUUCAAGUGAUGAUUUAAUUAUAAAUCAACAUGCGAAUGAUAUAGUUGAGGGGUUGCAAAGUGCAACAGAAAAUGAAAUAUUUUUUGCAAGUAGAAGAAAUACUUUCCAAGGAUUAAUACACAAUGUUCAAAGCCCUCCAAGCAUGUCUUCUAAUUUUGAAGUACUUUUCCGCAAAAAGUUACAAGCAUCUGAAACAUCUUCAAACAUAACAAAAAGAAGGAAAGUAUCUAAGAAGCAUAAUUCUGAAAAAUUAACCGACUAUAGUACAAAAAAUUCUAAAAGGAUUACACCUGAUACAAGAAAUAAUACCAUUUCUAACUCUGAGAUUGGAAAUGAAAACAAGAAAGCUAAAAUGCAUCAAUACGAUAAUGCAGCAUUUUUAAAUGAUAAUGAUGAUAAAUAAGUCUAAUACACUGAUUAAUUUUAAGUAUUAAACUUAGGUAAAUGAUGUUGAUACUUUAACAAUUAUUAUUUCAAUAUUAGUUAUAUUAAGCGAAUGAAUGGUAAAAAUAAAUAUUUACCUUUGUCAAAGUACAAUUAUAGUUAUGUUUAUAUAUAUAGUUUUCUUUAUUGAAAUAUGUAUGUCUUAAAAUAUUAUGUAACAUAUACUGUUUUUAAUAAAAAAGAUUAGUUAAAAAAGAAUAUAUUAAU